GAAUUUACUUUCUUCCUGAAAACAGGAAAACCUUAUAUAAAUAUUCCAGGAGGGAUCAUUGAUGUGUCUCCUCAGGACUGCAUGCUGCUGUAUUGAUUCUGCUUCUGCUGCCUCAGAAAAUGCAUGCGUCAGAGUUCUGCGUCGUAUAAGAGUGGCCCUCCACCUCUCCAGCCAGCGGCACAGACCCAGCUCCCUGUAACGGCACCACUCCCCGGCGCUGAGUGGCCAUGACUUCCAGCGGUUACGAGCCCUUCUUCCCCUCCCUAUCACGGAGGCGCUUCCUGGAUGCCGGCCCCCGGGUGGCAGCACGGAGCGGCGUGAUGCUCUCUUCUCGUUACGCCGUCCCCCAGAGGGCCUCCGUACAGCUGGGCCGGCCGGUGCUCUCCUCCGAACUGGACCUCAACCGUGCGACGCAGGUGAGCUGCGAGUUCCGGGCGGUGCGCACACAGGAGAAGGCCCAGCUGCAGGAGCUGAACGACCGUUUCGCCGGCUUCAUCGACCAUGUGCGUGAGCUGGAGCAGCGCAACCGCAUGCUGGAGGCGGAGCUGCUAGUGCUGCGGCGGCGGCACGGGGAGCCCAGUCGCCUGCGGGCACUGUAUGAGCAGGAGAGCCGCGAGCUGCGGUCGGCGGUGGAGGAGGCGCGGGCCGAGAUGCAGGCUGCCCACGGCCGGCGGGAGCACCUGCGAGAGGAGUUGAGGAGUCUGCAAGAGCGCUAUGAGGAGGAGGCCCGGGCCAGGGAGGAGGCGGAGGGACGGCUGCUGGAGGCGCGCCGUGGCGCAGAUGAGGCAGCACUGGCCCGCACAGAGAUGGAGAAACGGGCUGACGGCCUGCUGGAUGAACUGGGCUUCCUGAAGAAGCUGCAUGAGAGCGAGAUCGCCGAGCUGCAGGUGCAGGCACAGUACAGCGCACAGGUCAGCGUGCGUGCCGAGGCCGAGCUGGCCGGGCCCGACCUGACCGCUGCGCUGCGCGACAUCCGUGCCCAGUACGAGCGGCUGGCACAGCGCAACAUGCAGUGCGCCGAGGACUGGUUCCACAGCAAGGCGGGAGCGUUGGCAGAGAGUGCUGCCCGGCAGAGCGAUGUCAUGCGCAGCGCCAGGGACGAGGCGGGCGAGUGCCGGCGCCAGCUGCAGGACCUCUCCCUGGAGAUCGACGCCUGCAGGGGCAUCAACCAGGCACUGGAGAGGCAGCUGCAGGAGCUGGAGGACAAGCAGGGCAGUGAGAUCGAAGCCAUGCAGGACUCUAUCAACCAGCUGGAGGAGGAGCUGCGUGCCACCAAGGAUGAGAUGGCUCGACAUCUCCGAGAAUACCAGGACCUGCUCAACGUCAAGAUGGCUCUGGAUAUCGAGAUCGCCGCUUACAGGAAACUGUUAGAAGGAGAGGAGACACGCUUCGGUGUGGGUGUGGUUGCCAGCCUGCCUGUGGCACCCUCAUUUACCCGCCCAAUGUUCACACUGUCACCUGGCCUGAGCUCCGGCGCCCCCUACCUGUUCAGCACGCGUCUGCUCGGCACGUCCAUCUCCUCUGCAGAUGAGGUCAUCACCGUUAGCCGGGCGCAUCGUGCUGAAGCUAGCCUGCCCCCAGAAGAUGAGGAAAAAGAGGAGGAAGAAGAGGCAGAAACACAGGAAGAAGCAGGCGAUGAGGAUGGGGACAAAGGGGAAGCAGGAGCUGAAGAAGAGGUAGCAGAAGAAGAGGAAACGAAAGAGGAUGGUGGGGAUGAGGGAGAAAAAGGUGGAGAGGAAGAGGAAGGAGACCAGGGGGAAGGAGAAACAGAGGGUGCAGAAGAAGAGGCAGGAGAAGAUGAGAAGGCUGAGGAGAAAGAUGCUGAGACAGAUGAGGUAUUAAAGAAGGAAGAUGAGGGAAAGGAUGAUGAAGCUGUGGAGGAAAAGGAAGGGAAAGAUGAUAAGGCUGAGGGGGGAAAAGCAGAAAAGGAUGAGGAAGCAAAGGAGGAAGAGGAAGUAAAAGAUGAGACAGUUGAGGAGAAAAAGGUAGGAAAGGAAGAGGAAGCAAAGGAGGAAGAUGAAGGGAAGGAUGAGAAGGGUGAGGAGAAAAAGGUAGGAAAGGAUGAGGAAGCAAAGGAGGAAGAGGAAGGGAAGGAUGAGAAGGGUGAGGAGAAAAAAGUAGCAAAGGAUGAGGACGCAAAGGAGGAGGAGGAAGGGAAGGAUGAGAAGGCUGUGGAGAAAAAGGUAGGAAAGGAUGAGGAAGCAAAGAAGGAAGAGGAAGGGAAGGGUGAGAAGGGUGUGGAGAAAAAGGUAGGAAAGGAUGAGAAGAAAAUGGCAGGGAAGGAUGAGGAAACUGCCAAGAAACCUGAAACAGCAGCAGGUGGCGCUGAACAAAAGGUAGAGGAGAAGAAGGAAGGGAAGGUAAAGGAAGAACAAAAGCCAAAAGAGAAGAAGAAAGAGUGAACGGCCGUGUGCGAACUACCAAGAGAAUGAAUCUUCUCGCCGACAAGGCAAAAUACAGCGAAAUUAGUUAGAUAAACCACAUGUAAAAUCAAAAGGCGUAAAGUGAGCACAGCCACACAGGUAUGAAUGCAGAAACAAUUAUGCCGCGAUGUAGCUAAAGCGCACAGCAUGACGGGAGAUGGUGUCACUGAUACACAAACUUGUAAUGUUCGCAAUGUCUAAACGGCUGCUUUGCUGCUCGGAAUAAAGCUCACCUUUACUGAGAA
Molecule: messenger RNA, 2668 nt
Organism: Paramormyrops kingsleyae
Lineage: Eukaryota; Metazoa; Chordata; Actinopteri; Osteoglossiformes; Mormyridae
Product: neurofilament light polypeptide-like
Biological process (GO): neurofilament bundle assembly
Cellular component (GO): cytoplasm; axon; postsynaptic intermediate filament cytoskeleton
Molecular function (GO): structural constituent of postsynaptic intermediate filament cytoskeleton
Source: RefSeq, a predicted model, not a curated record